UCCUCUUUCUCUGAACAACCACUGACCUUUGAGGCAUGUUCUAUAGCAAAGAUAUUCUCACUCGUAAAGACAACAGCCUCGGUUUGAUCUGGUUGGCUGCAAUGAUGGGCUCUCAUCGAUCCGGAAUCAACAAACUUUCCAAGAAAGACGUGAAUAAUGUCAACAUCGUCAAGACUUGUAUGGAUAUAUCACAACCUUCCGAACCCUUUGCAUUACGGUUCUCUUCUAAUUUGAUGGUUGGGGUUACUCGUGUAUAUGCCAAACAAUACAGUUUUUACCACAUCGAUGUCAAUAAUAUGUGGGUGCGUCUCAAACGGGACCUUGCGGAAGUGCAGUCGAGCGAUAUCAUUAUGUUACAGCCUGAAGCAAGGUUAGUCGACUUUCUAUCCUGUACUUACAUGCAGUAG
Messenger RNA from Lobosporangium transversale, 407 nucleotides. Its product is annotated as Rad21/Rec8-like protein. The record is from RefSeq and is a predicted model, not a curated record. The coding region runs from base 36 to 407 and encodes 123 amino acids. Gene Ontology annotation, biological process: mitotic sister chromatid cohesion; synaptonemal complex assembly; replication-born double-strand break repair via sister chromatid exchange. The transcript has 4 exons. NCBI's taxonomy places the organism in Eukaryota, Fungi, Mortierellomycota, Mortierellomycetes, Mortierellales, Mortierellaceae. Gene Ontology annotation, cellular component: synaptonemal complex; cohesin complex. Gene Ontology annotation, molecular function: chromatin binding; protein binding.